AUGAAAAUUAUUAUUAUUCUUAUUAUUUUAACAAUUUCAUUAUUUAAUUUAGUUAAAUCUCAAGGAUAUGUUACAUUUCAACCAUAUUCAAGUUUAAAAUGUUCAUCAGAUCAACAAAGUGGUAUUGGAUAUUCAUUUUUAUUAAAUGAAUGUAUUAGUUCGGUUGGUGAUAUUGGUUUAGAAAAUACAAAUUGGAAAUUCACAUAUGAUCAAACAAAUAAUGUAGUAAUUUCUCAACAAUAUCAAAACAAUGAUUGUAGUGAUAGUCCAAGCAAUGUUUUCAAAAAUGGUCUUAAUGAAUGCUCUUACAGUCAUCCAUUUUUCACCAUGGAAAACUAUACCUAUGCUCAAAAUGAAACAACCUUCUCCUAUGUAACAAUUGCAAACGAACCACUUUAUAACAAAGGUCAAGUAAUUUUCGAAUAUCAUUCAAAAACAAAUUCUGGUUGCUCAUCUUUGAAUUUACUAUUCUCAUUAUUUUUCACACCAAAUUUAAUUUUCAAACAAGGUGAAGCAGUCACUAAAAAUUAUUAUUGUGCUUUCUUAAAUCUCACUCCAUACGAACAAUAUUGCAAUUACAACAAUUGGCCAGAAUCUUGUACUUCCUAUAGCAUUGCAAACAGUUGUACUUCAAAAGAAAAUAAUAAUUUAAAUCUUAAAGUAUUUUGUAAAACAAUAUUUAAUCAAGAAUAA
Molecule: messenger RNA, 693 nt
Organism: Dictyostelium discoideum AX4
Lineage: Eukaryota; Evosea; Eumycetozoa; Dictyosteliales; Dictyosteliaceae
Exons: 1
Coding region: 1-693 (230 amino acids)
Source: RefSeq, a predicted model, not a curated record